Messenger RNA from Photinus pyralis (common eastern firefly), 1145 nucleotides. RefSeq lists its product as uncharacterized. The record is from RefSeq and is a predicted model, not a curated record. Bases 81 to 1145 code for a protein of 354 amino acids. Lineage: Eukaryota; Metazoa; Arthropoda; Insecta; Coleoptera; Lampyridae. The transcript is spliced from 2 exons.
GUGAUUUGUUUGCAUUUAUAAAAUCCGAGCACAAAUUAUUUAAAUAUUUGACCGAUAAUGAUUUAUUUAAAUUUCCCUCAAUGUACACUAUAAAUAAUGAAAUAGGUGAAGUUAUCCACCAUAAUCGGCCCCUCCUAGGCGAAGAAAAAAUUCAGGGCGUUAUUAUGCCUAUGGCAUUCCAGUUAAAAAAAUAUUUUGAACUCGAUGGAAUUUUUGCUCUUUAUAAAGAAAAUUUGCUUCAGUUAGAAUCAAAAUGUGUUCUAGAAAAUUUUGUAAAUGGAGAGCUAUGGCAGAAAAAAAAAUUGCAAUUUGAAGAGAAGACUGUAUUUCCUGUUUUUCUUUACUUUGACGAUUUUGGCAUUAAUAACUGCUUAGGUCCCCAUGCAACUUCGUUGUGUGGUGCUUACUUUUCAAUUCCUAUUGCUCCUUAUCAGUUUCUGUCUAAACUUCAACACAUAUUUUUAGCAGGAUUAUUUAAAAGUAAGGACCUAAAAAAUUUUGGCAACAGUAAUGUUUUAUAUAAACUUAUCCAAGAAUUCAGUUUGCUGGAAAAAGAAGGAAUCGAAAUUCAAUUGCAAGCGGGAACAACACAAAGAAUUUAUUUUAUAGUAUCUUUAAUUAUUGGCGAUAAUUUAGGGCUUAACGGAAUAUUGGGAUUUUCUAAGUCUUUUAGUUGCACAUUUUAUUGUAGACUUUGUAAGCGUUCAAUUGAACAAAUGCGAAGUGAUUGUACAGAAUACAAAGAUGCAUUCAGAAACGUGAAAAACUAUGAACACGAUUUAAAAAUUGUUCUCGAAAGUGCAAGAGUUAAACAGAGUGGUAUAAAAGAGAAUUCUAUUUUUAAUACUCUUCCUAGUUUUCAUGUCACCCAAAAUUUUUCUUUCGACAUUAUGCACGAUCUACUAGAAGGAGUUUGUCAUUAUGACUUGUGCAAGUCACUUUUAUAUUUUAUUGAAAAAAAGGUGUUUACCCUCGACAUUUUUAACUGCCGAGUCCGCCUGUUUAACUACCAAGAAAUUUACAUUGGGAGCAGGUCUUCACCAGUGGAUAUGCAUGACUUACAAACAAAUCGUCUUAAAAUGACCGCUUCUGAAAUGUUAGUCUUUUGUCAUCUAUUCCCGUUAUUUAUUGGAGAUCUAGUAUAA